Euleptes europaea (tarantolino) is the source of this 1427-nucleotide messenger RNA. RefSeq names its product major facilitator superfamily domain containing 11 (gene MFSD11). NCBI's taxonomy places the organism in Eukaryota, Metazoa, Chordata, Lepidosauria, Squamata, Sphaerodactylidae. The record is from RefSeq and is a predicted model, not a curated record. The transcript is spliced from 13 exons. The coding region runs from base 49 to 1398 and encodes 449 amino acids.
AUCAACAUUCCUCCGGUUCAGUCUGAUCGCAUUCCAUGAAAACACAAAAUGAAUCCUGAAUCGAAAAAGCAGUUGAACGUCGUCGUUUUAGGAGUGGCCUUUAUGUUUAUGUUCACUGCUUUCCAAACAUGUGGAAACAUUGCACAAACUGUUAUCACAAACUUAAACAACACAGAUUUUCAUGGCAGUGGCUAUACCAGCAUGGCCAUUAUUUACGGAGUCUUCUCGGCAUCAAAUCUGAUUUCGCCUUCAGUGGUUGCCAUUGCAGGGCCACAGCGCUCUAUGUUCUUUAGUGGCAUCUUUUAUAGCAUAUAUAUCGCUGUCUUUAUUGAGCCUUCUACAUGGAGCUUCUACACAGCCUCUGUUUUCCUUGGCGUAGCAGCUGCUAUAUUGUGGACAGCCCAGGGAAACUGUCUGACAAUAAAUUCCAAUGAAAACACCAUUGGCAGAAACAGUGGAAUCUUCUGGGCAUUACUGCAGUCUAGCUUGUUUUUUGGAAAUAUGUAUAUAUACUUUGCCUGGCAAGGGAAGACCCAUAUAGCAGAGAAUGACCGCAGGACAGUCUUCAUUGCUCUAACAGUGAUUAGCCUUGUAGGCACUGUUCUGUUCUUUCUCAUCAGGAAUCCACAGGAAUCAAAUACAGAGGAAGGGGAAAUAUCAGGCAGUGCUGAUAACCUUGUAGAACUGACGCCUGACCAAAGUAAAAUGACAAGAGCCACAGAUGCAUUUAAAAGUUCUAUCAAGCUGUGUUUCACAAAAGAGAUCCUGUUACUUAGUAUCACAACGGCCUACACAGGUCUGGAAUUAACGUUCUUCUCUGGAGUGUAUGGGACCUGUAUAGGCGCUGUAAAUAAAUUUGGUGUUGAAGAAAAAAGCCUGAUUGGGCUCUCAGGUAUUUUUAUCGGCAUUGGAGAAAUAUUAGGUGGAGGAAUCUUUGGCCUCCUGAGCAAGAGCAACCGUUUUGGCCGGAACCCAGUGGUGAUGUUAGGCCUCAUUGUCCAUUUUGUGGCCUUCUAUUUGAUUUUCUAUAACAUACCGAAUGAUGCCCCUAUUGCCUCCAUUUAUGGAACAGACAGCAUAGCGUACAUGGAACCAAGCAAAGAAGUGGCUAUUUUUUGCAGCUUCUUACUGGGUCUAGGUGAUAGCUGUUUCAACACUCAGCUCCUCAGUAUUUUGGGGUACCUGUAUGCAGAAAAUAGUGCUCCAGCUUUUGCAAUCUUCAAAUUUAUUCAGUCUGUCUGUGCAGCCGUAGCUUUUUUCUACAGCAACUAUCUGCUUCUUCAGUGGCAGCUCCUGAUUAUGGCUGUGGUUGGGUUCUUUGGGACAAUUACCUUUUUCACCGCGGAAUGGGAAGCCCCAGCCUUUGUUGCCAAGAACAUAGAUUACAGCAGCAUUUAAGGAAAGUCCUCUCAUCAUCCCAGGAUAAA